AUGGACGGACCACAGCAGAACGAGUCACCGCCGACGCGACAGUCCACGGACGGCGGGAUCGUGGCGAAGUGGCUGUGGCGAAAGUGCAGGGAGCUCGAUCGGCAACUCUGCACCGCACCGGCCGCCGCCUUUCUUCCCUGCUCGCCUGACGCCGCCUUUCUUCCUUGCUCCUGCUCGCUCGCUGCUACUCUGCUCCUGCCUCCUGCUCUCCUCACCUGCACGGCUGCAGACCUGCUCGGUGCUCGCAGCUCAUUGCCGGUCUGUCCUCACCCCGCCAAGGCGCCAAACGAGUCGCUGGCCCUCUGCAGACAGCAGACCGACAAGGUUUCAGUUUCAGCACUGUCGCUCGCUGCUGUCAGCUGUGGACAACUGGCAAUGGUUGGAAAUAAGAAGGGAAAGAAUAAGGCUUCACAAAAAGAUUUGAAGAGCUAUUUUAGCCAAGGUUCCAGUGGCUCAAGUCUAAGUACUCAUGGCAGCGGCGUAGUUGCUAUUGUAGAAGAUGUGCCUUUAGAAGAAAAUGUAUUGCCAUCUGUAGAACAUGAUGAAGAAGAAGAACAAGUUCAAGAAGGUAUAACUGACUUCAACCCGAAUCACAUUAUUUCUGGUCCGGGUCUUCGUAUUCCAAUCGAAAGAUUUUAUGCAAAUAUUAGAGAUGAAGUUAGGAGAGCUUUUAUAGCUAAAGGUCCAACCCAACCAACCGGUCAUAGAUUUCCUCCAUCAAGUGAUAAAAGGAGCUUUCAGAAAAAGUGGUUUAGUCAAUAUAGUUGGUUGGAAUAUAGUGUGGAGAAGAAUAAGGCAUAUUGCUUCUAUUGCUACCUUUUUAAGAAUGAUCGAAUGGAUGACAAAUUUGGUUAUGAUGCCUUUACAAAAGCUGGGUUCUCACAAUGGAAAAAUGCUUAUCUUGCACUUCCAAAACAUGUUGGUGGGCCUAGUAGCAUACACAAUGUUGCAUCAACAUCAUUUCAUGAUUUUGAUAACCAAAGGUCAAGCAUAAAACAUAAGGUUUCAAGUUAUAGCAAAGAUGCAUUGAUCAAAUGA
Zea mays is the source of this 1038-nucleotide messenger RNA. RefSeq lists its product as uncharacterized. The record is from RefSeq and is a predicted model, not a curated record. NCBI's taxonomy places the organism in Eukaryota, Viridiplantae, Streptophyta, Magnoliopsida, Poales, Poaceae. The transcript has 4 exons. The coding region runs from base 1 to 1038 and encodes 345 amino acids.